Messenger RNA from Danio rerio (zebrafish), 1816 nucleotides. NCBI's taxonomy places the organism in Eukaryota, Metazoa, Chordata, Actinopteri, Cypriniformes, Danionidae. The record is from RefSeq and is a predicted model, not a curated record.
AAGAUUCAAAUGGCAGCGCCCGCUCGUCUGCGGAGAAUAAGGUCAAUAUGAGUCAUUCAGAAGUGCUAACGAGUUCUUGUGCUGUUGUGUGCAUGUGCUCAGCCUCAGAGACGGACAGAACACACACAUGUAGAGUCCUCUUUUAGCUUAAACUGCAAGACUGAAUGCUCAAAUGCAAGCAAAAAUGUGUCAGAUCAUGGAGCUUAGUGAUUAUUCACAUACUGAAGUUUGUGUUACUGUACUUUGUGCCAUUCCGCUUUGGUAAUGUCUUUUGAAAUCUGUUUUCUUUCUAGGAUGGUCAUUCCAAACCUGUGCUUGCUGAAGUGGCGAUGAUGAUUAGGUUGAUGAAUGCUCCGCGAUGUCCAAACAUCAUCAGAUUACACAACUGGCUUGAGAUUGAGGACAACUUUGUUCUCAUUCUGGAGUACGCAGAGUCAUGCCAGACCUUGCAUCAGUACAUCAAAGAUACAGCGGACAUUGAAGAAAACCAAGCACGCCAGUUAAUGCGUCAGUUGAUCCGAGCUGUAAUGUUCUGCACUGAGCGUGGAGUUUUCCAUGGUGAUAUACACACAGCGAACAUCCUGGUGACUCUACCCCGAUUAAAGCUCAAAUUGAUUGACUUUGGUUGUGCUCAGCCAAUUACCCAAAAGCCUUUCAAUAAAAGUGACUAUCGAGGAGCUGGACAUGGCAUGCCACCUGAGGCUUUGAGGUGUCGUGUAUUCCAUGCUAACCCGGCAUACGUCUGGACAAUAGGCAUCAUGCUGUAUGAAAUAAUGCAUGGACGACUGGCCUUCAAUAACAGACAGUCAAUAAUGUUUGGCUCAGUUCAGAUACACCCCAGGUUAUCCACAGCAUGCGUGGACCUGACUUCCCAGUGUUUGAUCCGUAAUCCAGCUAAACGGCUACAGUUACACCAGGUAGAAGAGCACUGCUGGUUCAAUCCAACGACCCCAAAUCCUGUGAAGCAGUUAUACAAGAGGAGAAAAAACUAAAGAAGCGAGGAGGAGGAGCGCACCAUUUCCAGACAUUUCACAAGACUGUUACAGUUAUUAAUUACUCCCUCAUGUCAUUCCAAACCCCUAAGACCUUACUUUUCUUCAGUGUCAGUUCAUGACGUGUGUUGAAGAGAGCUCUGUCCUGCGCUGUAUGUGUGUCGCACUGCUGACGUCUACCUCAGAUGUGCCCACGCUUUGUUUAAAUGAGAGGAAGUCGCGCAGGCCUCUGGGUUAAACAUCAGCAGUGUGACACACAUACAGUGCAGUACAGAACUUCUGAAGUCGUAUUUCUGUUUUAUUGUUUUUGUGUUUUUCUUUCUGCACGAAAGAAGUUUCACUUCAAAAUGACAGCUGUAGCUCCAAACCCCUGACACCUUUCUUCAUCUUCAGAAAACAAGUGAAAAUAUUUGAGAUGAGCUGCGAGAACUCUCUGAUCCUCCAUAAACCACAAGAAGAAAGAAAUGUUUAAAUCCCAGAAAACUUCAUCAGACCAUGAGAGCUCUGUCCUGCGCUGUAUGUGUGUCGCACUGCUGAUGUUUACCUCGGAUGUGCCCACGCUUUGUUUAAAUGAGAGGAAGUCGCGCAGGCCUCUGGGUUAAACGUCAGCAGUGCGACACACAUACAGCGCACUGUGCUCUUAUGAACGUGCGGUUUGAGGGUCAGAGAGCUCUCAGAUUUCAUCUAAAAAGUUUUUAUUUGUGUUCUCAAUAUGAAGUAAACAUGAAUUUGAACUAAGGACAUGAGGCGAGUAAUUAAUGACAAUAAUGGUAAUUAAUGGUGCCUAGACUGCAGCUCUGCACAAGAUGUUUGGCCAAAGGAGA